CUCCAAGAAGGAUUGUGUGAAGCUAACAAAGUCCAUGUCCAGGUCCUUCCUCUCCGUCCCUCCCAGAGAAAGUCUAAUCCCGUUAGCUGUGUUUUCUCAUGGAUAAUCCCUCCACUUCCCACUUGGCCGUCCUUCAGCUUCAGCCUCUGUCUGGGAUGAACGUCUUCUGCUGAACAAUACAGCAUGUUUAGCUGGGUGAUAAAGGUUGUUCCCCAGCCUCCAGCAUCUCCUGGGAAACUGGCAGAGGAGGACCAGACCCAUGCUUCCACUGCAGCACCAGCGACUGAUGUGACAAAAAAAGAGGAAGUAAAGCAAGAACCUUCCAAGCCAACGGAGGAGGUCUCGGAGGAAAACAGCUCUCAGAGUGGGGUUUUAAGUUGGCUCUCUCAUGGGUUCAGCAAUGCUCUCCCUCAGCCGGUGAACUCCUCUAAACUGGCCAACAGUGAAGUUAAGCAUGAGGGAAAUGCAGUGAGCAACAGUAACACAUCGGACCAGGCUGGAAUGAUUGGUUGGAUUGUGCAGGGACUGGGGAAAGUUGUUCCACAGCCAGAUGAGAAAUACAAGGGUCACACAGAGCCAGAGGAGGUCACUGAGCCUGCCAUUCCAGUGGUUAAAGUGGAUCCUCCAGUGCAAGAGGUCAAAGAUGUUCGUGAUGCUGAGCCGCUGCCUCAUAUUCCUGUGGUGGAGGUUGUGUCUGAUGAGGAGCCAGACGCUGCUAAUGUGCCCUUCUCUCCCAGGGUAAUAGAAUGGAUUAAGCAUGGUUUUGAGAAGGUAGUUCCUCAUUCUCCUGCCCAUCUUCGUCCUCCUGCUACUACAGAGGCACCUGCUCAGAAGGCUGCUUCUGCUCCUGUGACUCCAUGUAAACAAGAGCCAGCACCUGCACCUGCACCAACGCCUGCUCCUGCACCUCCGCCUCCACCUGCGCCAGCGCCAGCACCAGCACCAGCACCUCCACCUGCACCUGCAGCCCCACCUGCACCUGAAUCUGCACCUGCAGCUCCUGAGCAACCUCAAGUAGCUGAGGAUUCCAAAGGCACCAAAAUGGUUGGUUGGAUUGUACAGGGGCUCGGACGCAUCAUACCACAACCAGUACUGAAAUCAAAAGGGGACAGCUCUGAUAUCGUUCAAAACGUCUGCAUCAUGCAGGACCCGUGUGAUAUGGUGCUGGAGGAGGUUGACUCAGAAUGGGAGGCCCAACAGAGGGAGCAGGCCUUGGAGCAGGACGUCCAAGUGCCGCAGGAGGGCUCUUCCCUGCUCCAGGUGCUGCCCAAUAUCCUGCCUCACGUGCUGGCAAUGCAAGAGCAGGAGGAUGCAGAGACCCAGACCGAACGCUGGACUCCUCUUAUCGAGAGCAUCAAGAAGGAAGCGGAGGAAACUGCCAUUGCAAACAUAGAGGAGAGACUGCAGCAGGAGCGUGUGGAAGCGGCUCGUAUGGCGGAGGAUUUGGCUCGGCAGGCUGCAGAAUUGGCCGUAAGACAACUGGAAGAAGAGCACACCACACAGAUCAUCAUCGACACGAAAACCGAAGAGCCGGACAAUGAGGAUCAACUGCCAAAUAUCCAGGAGGAAGAGAAUGAAGAAGAUCCAGAGUUACAGCCACUCCAUGAAGAGAGUGAGGAGGAGAAUGAGGAUAGUAAGAUCACAGAUGCCGACAUGAAAAGGAGCCUGGUGGACGUCUGCCCGGCGGAGCCCUCGCCGCACCAGUCUGAGGUUUCAGAUCAGGCAGUACACGCAGAUCCGGUCUCACCACCUGUGACCACUCAGCCUGAGCGCGCCACAUUUUUACCUCCUGAUGCUGACCAGGAAGAGGAACCUCCUGAAGAAGGAUGUGGAGAAAGCACCCAUGUGAAGCCAGCACUGAAGGUAGAAGAAGUGGAAGAUGACGAGAUGACCGUUCCCAAAAUCAUUGUCCCCUCAGGGAUAGAUUCAAUGACCCUCACUGUUCCCGUACCAAAUCUGAUGUCCCGCAGCAAAGCUGUGGAUUUAGAAAUGCAGGAGGAUAUGGCUCCUGGUGAGGAAAAUGAAGACAGCCUAAUGAACCCGAACAAGUCUGAUCUACUUACUGUGGAUGAAGGCCUUGAGCGUCCGGCCUCUGCGGCCAGUCAGACAAGCAUUGUUGUGAAUGAGCGUCUCCAGGAGCUGGUCAAGCUGUUUAAAGAGCGAACAGACCGUGCAAGAGACAGACUGGUCGAUCCAGACGAGUCUGAUGAUGAAAGCCCUUCGGCCUCUCCAGCCAAAAAGCCUGGUGAAGCUCCACCUCCACCGCCUCCUCCAGAGGAAAAGAAAGACGAUGAGGAGAAGGCUGAGGAGGAGGUGAAAAUCUAUGAGUUUAUGGGAUACAAAUUCCCAGUUCCGCAGUUCAAAAUGCCCCAGAUUCCUGACUGGCUGAGAGUCAUACUGGAGUACCGUUUCCCGUCCAGCAUUGAUCCCUAUACAGACUUGAUCUACGUGGUGUGGCUGUUCUUUGUGUCAGUCGCAUGGAACUGGAAUGUUUGGCUGAUCCCUGUGCGCUGCACUUUUCCGUACCAGACGACUGAGAACAUUCACUGGUGGCUGCUGAUGGACUACUUCUGUGACGGCAUUUAUCUUCUCGACAUCUUCGUUAUGCAGCCCAGACUGCAGUUUGUGAGAGGAGGGGACAUUGUGUGUGACAAAAAAGAAAUGAGAGACAACUACAGGCGAACAGAGCGAUUCAAGAUGGAUGUGAUCAGUCUCUUUCCAUUGGAUGUCCUGUACGUCUUCACAGGCGUUAAAUCGCUCUUGAGGUUUCCUCGCCUUCUAAAGUACAAUGCAUUCUUUGAGUUUAAUGAUCGUCUGGAAGCUGUGAUGAGCAAAGCCUACAUUUACAGGGUGAUCCGGACAAGUGCAUACCUGCUGUACUCUCUGCAUUGCAAUGCCUGUAUUUUCUAUUGGGGUUCUGACUAUGAAGGACUGGGUUCGACCAAAUGGGUCUAUAAUGGCAAAGGAAACAGUUAUAUUCGCUGCUACUACUUUGCUGUGAAGACUCUGAUCACCAUCGGAGGUUUGCCUGAUCCUACCACUGUCUUUGAAAUCGUCUUCCAAUUGGUCAACUACUUUGUGGGAGUCUUUGCUUUCUCUAUCAUGAUUGGUCAGAUGAGAGACGUAGUUGGAGCCGCCACUGCAGGUGAGGCCUAUUACAGACACUGUGUGGACAGCACAGUCAAAUACAUGAGCUCCUACAGGAUCCCCCGUGAGGUCCAGAACCGCGUCAAGAUCUGGUACGACUACACCUGGAAGUCACAAGGCAUGCUGGAUGAACAAGAGUUACUUAUCCAGCUGCCAGAUAAGAUGCGUUUAGACAUCGCUGCAGAUGUCAACUACAGCAUUGUCAGUAAGGUGGCACUCUUUCAGGGAUGUGACAGACAGAUGAUAUUUGACAUGCUCAAGAUGCUGAAAUCUGUAGUGUAUCUUCCAGGAGACUUUGUUUGUAAAAAAGGUGAGAUCGGCCGAGAGAUGUACAUCAUCAAAGCUGGAGAGGUGCAGGUGGUUGGAGGGCCUGAUGGGACGACGGUGUUUGUGACUUUGAGAGCUGGCUCUGUGUUUGGGGAAAUUAGUUUGCUUGCGGGUGGUGGCGGGAACCGACGAACAGCUAACGUAAAGGCCCAUGGUUUUGCUAACCUCUUCAUCCUGGAUAAGAAGGAUCUGGCAGAGAUCUUAGUGCACUACCCCGAGUCUCAGAAGCUACUGCGCAAGAAGGCCAAGAAAAUGUUGACCAAAGAUAAGAAGCCUGCAGAUGAGAAGGGCCAGGCUAAAGAGACGGGUGAGGUCAUCCCUCAGCGUCCGGAGACACCCAAACUAUACAAGGCUGCGCUGGAGGUUGCCACAGGACAAACAUUUGCCAAACUGAAGGAGGCAUAUAAGGGAGCAACUCUAGAGCCGUCCACCUCCGGCAGGACCUCCACAGCUCCAGUGCCCCCUCCCUCACCCGUGCACCGCCGUUCACCCAUUCCCAGGCCUCGCGUCCCAGAUGAAGAUGACAUGGUAUCAGAGACCACCGACAGCACCAUGAUCAUCCGCAUGACUCCCCGCAUUGAGGGAGAGGAGAUCCUUUCCGUGGAAGUCAGUCCCGGAGAGGGAGAAGAGAUGGAGACAGAAGAGCCCAGCAAAACUGAAGAUGAGUGAAAGAAAGGAAGAGGGCAAGGACGAAGUCCAGAGUAGAGGCAGGGUAGAAAGCUUGAAGAAAUGCUCAGUGCAUACAACCCUCAUCGUGCUUUCUGUACUAGCGUCUGGGUGAAAGUCCUACACAUGCUUUUCAACCAGGUCAAGCCAAACAGCUUUUCAAGCCCUUGGAGUAUCUUUAGGCACCUUUUUAACUGUUAGUAUAUAAACUUUCAAUUGUUUUUCUAGUAAACAUUUCAUAAAACGAACGUUUUGAGGUAUUUAAACAUAAACUGAAAAGUAUACACAAUAUCUGAAGCACUUCCAUUUGCCUAGAGGCUCUCUAGAGGUGAAAAGUAUUUACUUUUUACAAUGGCACUGCUGUCUAAGGGUGUGUUUACACUUAUAGUUCGGUUCUCCUGGAUCUUUUGGUCUGGUUAAAAUAAGUAAAUGAUACAUUUAGCUCUGGAUCACUUCUGGAACACUGUUCAGAUGUUGUUUAGAUGUCUUUGGUCCACGUUUGUUCACAUUUCAGUUAAACCGCAACAGAGCUUGCUUGGAGGUGAAUCAAUACCCAUCUUUCCAUGGGGUCAUCAAGGUUCAAAUAUCAGCGUUCACACUUGUUAAAAUAAACAGCACUAACAACAAUUGCACCAGAGUUUGUUUUAACAAAGUAAAUAGUUUAAUCAUGCUAAAAAAUUAUUAUUUGAAGGUGAAGUGAGGAUCGGGGGUGUUCCAGAAGGAAGAGUUAACUCAACCCUCAACUCAACUUGGUGAUUAACUUAAAUCUUUCUUACUCAAAGUGCAACAAACUUAUUUAGUGCAUAUCACCACCUAUUGGGAGGUUGUGCAAUAUUUUUUAAUACUUUUUUUAUUAUUACUGUGAAAGAAAAUUGUAUUGUUUGUUUAAAGCUAGUUUUAUGAGUUAAGAAAUACUAAUUGAACUAAAAACUAAUAAUUAUAAAAAAUCAAAAAUGGCUGUAUAAGUUUAUUUAUUUUGCUUCCACAUCUGUUGUGAGGUGAGAUCACAUGUUUUUGGUCACACUUUAGUUUGAGGAUCAAAUUUUACUAUUAACUUUUGUGUCAAUAAACUCCUAAUAAAGUUUAGAUAUUGGGCAGGGUUAAAUGAUCUAAAAUAUGGUCAUACAAAAUAAGGCAUUAAUAUGUGCUGAAUGUUCAAAGAAAAAGUUACCUCAGUUAUAUGGAACCGAAAGUAGAAGAUAUCUCUUUGCUUAUCAAUAAACUUACCCUGGUAUGUGGCAUAACCUGCUUUCUGGAAUACCCCCCUGAUCCUCAACAUUUACUGAACACUCCCUCAACUGCCAUUGGCCAGAUAAUCGCCUAGCCCCGCCUCAAACUCACACCAUUGGUUGAGCCAGUGUGGCUGAGAGAGUAAUGUUCCAAUAGCUCCACAGUGUUUACAUAUUUCACUGGAAUCAACCUGUUGGCUCACCCAUAGUUUUAACAUAUUUUAACAUUGAAAAAUGACACACAUCACCUUUAACUUCCCUUUAAGGCCAUCGAUAGAUGUUCAGGACUGAAGGGUCAGAACUCCCUGUGUAAUGGAAAGUAAUCUUGAGUAUUUUCCACAGCACAUGCUGCUCUAAUUCCAAGACUGCCUGCUGCUCUGCAUCUUAUUCCAACAUCCUGUCUCUUAUUGCCUUAGUGGAUCCCUCUGUACAGAUUUACACACACAAGCAUGUUGCUAUGACCAUGUACAGUUAUUUUUAGUCAAACUAAACAUGUUAAUAGAGUAGUUCACCCAAAAAUGAAAACUCUGUUGUUCCGAACUCUUCUGUGGAACACUAAUGUAGUUUAAAAUAUUGUAAUUAUUUAAUACAUUGAAAUAUUAAAAUAUUUUGAGAAGUG
Molecule: messenger RNA, 5988 nt
Organism: Labeo rohita (rohu)
Lineage: Eukaryota; Metazoa; Chordata; Actinopteri; Cypriniformes; Cyprinidae
Gene: cngb1a
Product: cyclic nucleotide gated channel subunit beta 1a
Exons: 40
Coding region: 184-4143 (1319 amino acids)
Biological process (GO): monoatomic cation transmembrane transport; retina homeostasis
Cellular component (GO): intracellular cyclic nucleotide activated cation channel complex; photoreceptor outer segment; plasma membrane
Molecular function (GO): cGMP binding; intracellularly cGMP-activated cation channel activity; intracellularly cAMP-activated cation channel activity
Source: RefSeq, a predicted model, not a curated record